GUUCUGCUUUUCUGUCCACCAACAGUUUUUGCUGUCUUUGGGCCAGGAUGGGAGUGAAAGGGACCUCAGCGCUUCCAGGCAUUUCCGGGCUGCAGCCCCGCCCCCCCAAGUUUGUGUGAUUGUCGCGGAGCACUUUCAGAUUCUCCAGCUCAGCAGUGGCACCAACAUCUGCGGGAGAAAGGCGCCCCUGUCAUUGCUAUGGACAAUUUGCUGGAGCAGCUCUCCCAGGCUCAGGCGUCCUGGAGACAGCCACCUAGAGAGCCAGGGACCAGGGUUCCACCUCCGCCCGUGACCUUGACUCCAGAAAACAGGCUCUGAGAUCACAGAACCAGCUGGAGUCCCCGUUCUCCAGUGGUAAAUCAUCACGGUCAAAAUAACAACUAAAAUGCAUGGAAUGGUGACCUGCACAGAGGCUCUGCUUCAGCCCCCGGGCGCGGCACCAGCUGGGCCCAGUGUGGAUUGCCUGUGCAGCCUCCCGCACUCUGAGAGCUCCCUGAGCCGCCUGCUGCGAGCCCUACUGGCCGCCCGAGUCAGCCUGGAGCUCUGCCUCUUUGCCUUCUCCAACCCGCAGCUGGGGCGAGCCGUGCGGCUGCUGCACCAGCGCGGGGUGCGUGUGCGCGUCGUCACCGACUGCGACUACAUGGCGCUCAACGGCUCACAGAUAGGCCUGCUGCGCAAGGCAGGUAUUCAGGUGCGGCAUGACCAGGACCUGGGCUACAUGCACCACAAGUUUGCCAUUGUGGACAAGAAAGUGCUCAUUACUGGUUCCCUCAAUUGGACCACACAGGCCAUCCAGAACAACAGAGAGAAUGUGCUUAUCAUGGAGGAUGCGGAGUAUGUGCGGUUGUUUCUGGAGGAGUUUGAGCGCAUCUGGGAAGAGUUCAACCCUACAAAGUACAGUUUCUUCCCGAAGAAGAAGCAAGGCUACUGAAGCUGCCCUUCUUUGCCUUCAGAGACUUAGGAGCACGGCCUCUGGAGAAACCAGCCACCCUCAGAAAAGGCUCCUGGAGACUGCAUGCUUCCCCUAGGGGCCCCUGAGCUGUGGAGAGGCCACAGUGCUAUAAAGUCCUUCAGCUGGGUUGUGAUGGUGCAUACCUGUAAUCCCAGCUACUUGAAAGGCUAAAGUAGGGGCCUCGAAAGUUUGAGGCCAGCCUGGGCAAAUCAGCAAGACUGUCUCAAAAAAGGCAGAGAGUAUAGCUGAAUGUAGAGUACACCUAGCAUGCGUGAGCCACUGGCUUCUAUCUCCAGCAUGGCAAAAAAAAAAAAAAAAUGUAGAAGUGACCUCACUUUUAACACCUGGACGUAGUAGACUCCUUCUUGGCUCAUGUAAUGGAUGGUUAGUUCCCUGAUCACAUGAGGAGCACAUUCAAAGUUAGGCAAGUCCCUUCAGCAGUGGCAUCCUUCACAGGUAUUUAGGGGAACAGGCAUCUUGGAUGUAUUUGUGAAAUGUUUAAAGGUUUGUUUUUUAUUUUUUAUUUAUUUUUUUUGGUACUGGGGAUCAAACUCGGGACCUUGCGCUUGCGAGGCAGGCAGCAGAGCCACUGAGCUAAAUCCCUGGCCCUUGUUUGUUUUUUAUAAUGUGCAUCCUAUAUGCCAGUUACUUUUGAAGCUAGUCUUGCUGUUGUGUUAACUGUUCAACGUCUUUCUGAGAAAAUGGGAGUAUUUCCCCUUCCAGUGUUAUCUGUGACUUAGUGUUGACUUGAAGUUGAUUUUUAAAAAAAGUUAAUGGGAGCUGUUAAAGUAUAAUAUGCCAGAGGUGGUUACAUGGUAUUCUCUCCCAAGUCUGAAUUCCCAAUGUGUAUUCUGGAAGGAGAAUGGAGUGGUUACCACAGUGUAGUGUGACAUAGCUGUGGGACCCUAGGGUUCUGGCAUAUUUGAAUAAAUAUUUUCAUUGUGGAGUGUGAA
Molecule: messenger RNA, 1905 nt
Organism: Heterocephalus glaber (naked mole-rat)
Lineage: Eukaryota; Metazoa; Chordata; Mammalia; Rodentia; Bathyergidae
Gene: Pld6
Product: phospholipase D family member 6
Biological process (GO): piRNA processing
Cellular component (GO): mitochondrion
Molecular function (GO): RNA endonuclease activity producing 5'-phosphomonoesters, hydrolytic mechanism
Source: RefSeq, a predicted model, not a curated record